GUAGCUAUGAUCAUCGUAGUAUAUCGUAACAUUCUCAAAGUUGUUACAUAUAUACUACUACACAUAUAUCUACACUUGAUUUUCAUAUUCACAUAAAUUAUAGUAUUUCGAUCAAUUCAAAUCUUUUGCUUUAUUUUCAAUCUUUUAAUAUUGAUUAGUAGGUAUGGACUACGUGAUUAGGAAGAGAACGACAAAGAUAAACCGAAAUGGGGUAAUUAGACCCUUACAGCUUGAUUGUAAUGGAGGAUUAAAGGUGUUAGAGGGGGAGAGGAUGGAGCUACUUAGUCCUGCAUCAGUCGCGUUUCAUAAGCCAGACUUCAAUAUACAUGUAAUGGCUAUUUUCGGUAUCAAAACUCCUGUUGAUAUUAAGCUUUUGAAGGCUAAAUUUCCAACAUCCCUUUGCAAGCACCCUCGUUUUUCUAGUGUUGUGGAAGGAGAUCCAUCUAAGGGAGAAGAAUUGAAAUGGGUAAGAACAGAAAUAAACUUAGACAAGCACAUUAUAGCUCCAAAAAUAAACUCCGAAGACAUAGAGUCACCAAAUAAGUUUGUUGAAGACUACAUAUACAACCUUAGUAAAACAACCUUAGACAAAUCAAGGCCACUUUGGGAUAUCCAUGUACUCAAUCUUAAACUCUCCGAGGAAGUCGAGGCCAUAACAAUAACUCGGAUUCAUCAUUCACUCGGCGAUGGCACAUCUUUGAUCUCUUUGUUGUUGGCACUCACACGUAAGACCUCCGAUCCUGAGGCCUUGCCAACCAUUCCUGCUCCAAAGAUGCGCGAUGGUAGUGAUAAAAAAUGGAAGGGGUGUUUUUGGAGAUGGAUUUCGGCCUUAUGGUUGGUCCUAAAGUUGUUUUGGAACACUUCAAUGGAUAUAUUGAUGUUUGUAGCAACUACGUUGUUUUUGAAGGAUAAUUCUCCAUUUAAGAGUUCUCCAAGUGGAGGAAAUGCUUCUAGGCGUGUUGUUUACAAGAUUUUUAGUCUUCAAGAUAUGAAAUUCGUGAAGAAUGCAAUUGGUGCGACCAUCAAUGAUGUUGCACUUGGAAUCACUCAAGCUGGUUUAUCUCGCUAUCUUAGUAGGAAAUACGAAAAUGAAGGAAACAAUAAUGAAGCUGCGAGAGAGAAAACAAAAAAAUAUCUCAACAAUAUUCGUCUUAGAUCGGUUCUUCUAGUCAAUAUUCGACCCUCUGGAGGAAUUCAGGAUUUGGCUGAUAUGAUGGAGAAAGAUGCAGAAGCUAAAUGGGGAAAUGCAGUAGGUUACGUGCUUCUUCCGUUUGCCCUUGGAUUGCAUGAUGAUCCUUUAGACUACAUUCGAACUGCCAAAACCACCGUUGAUAAAAAGAAGCAUUCCUUAGAAGCCAUUUACACUUUUUUCAUGGCUGAAGUUGUUAUGAAAUUUUUUGGUUCCAAGGUUGCAAGUGUUAUAUCUGAUAGAAUCAACGCGCAUACAACAAUCGCUUUCUCGAAUCUACCUGGACCUUUGGAGGAGAUAGGCUUCUAUGGCCUUCCAUUGACUUUUCUUGCUCCAACUUCCUAUGGUCAACCACAUCCUGUGAUGAUAAACUUCCUAAGUUAUAGUAACAAGAUGACAAUAGUUCUAGCCGUAGAUGAACACACGGUUCCGGAUCCUCAUCAAUUGUGUGAUGACAUUGUUGAAUCUCUCAAGCUAAUCAAGGAUGCUGUUAUAACACAAGGCCUUGUCAAACAAGAUGACUCUGGGAUGGUACAAGGCUGUCCACCUUCGCAACAGUCAUAGUGUCACGGUCCGAGUGUACGGUACCAUCUCCACCGUCAAGAACCACCAAUGCAACCUCCACCACCACCACCACUGUACCACCGCGACUUUUUUUGUUGUAUAUAUAUACCUAUACUAUAUUCCACUAUGAGAGUGAGGGAUAGCUCAAGUGGUUAGAACUUCCCUCUUGAUUUCAGGAGAUUUUGGGAACGAUUCUCAUCCUCGCCCUUGUGGCUCACUAAACACCCAAAAAAAAAAAAAAUUCCAAAAUAGGUUUUAAGAAUAUAUUAAUGUACCAUACUAAGAAAAAUAUUACUGUCGUGCAUAGGUAUUUAACGUACAAGUAUAUAUGUACCACCCUAUCCAUCCAUAUACCUAAAAUUGGACGCGUAAUAUUAUCUAGCUGCUGAGGAUGAACAAAUAUUUAUCCCAAAAUAAAGCAUAAUGCAUUAUAUGAAUGUACUACGUAAUAUACUUCCUCUAUUCCGUUUUAAUUGUAACAAUUUGACUUAAAAGGUCAGCUUUUUGAUUAAAGCGUUGUAAUUAAAAGUGAAUGGAAGAAGUAUAUAUGUAUAUAUAGAUUUCUCUUUGGUGGAUAGACCAAGACACCCGGUCAAAUCUUGUUUGUAAAUGUUAGACUGUUCAAAUGAGUGGAUAUGUGGAUGUGUGUAUUAAAUGUAAACCUAAUAUAUAAUGCUCUUUAUUUUUCAUGGA
Molecule: messenger RNA, 2446 nt
Organism: Chenopodium quinoa (quinoa)
Lineage: Eukaryota; Viridiplantae; Streptophyta; Magnoliopsida; Caryophyllales; Amaranthaceae
Product: O-acyltransferase WSD1-like
Exons: 7
Coding region: 164-1753 (529 amino acids)
Biological process (GO): triglyceride biosynthetic process
Cellular component (GO): plasma membrane
Molecular function (GO): long-chain-alcohol O-fatty-acyltransferase activity; diacylglycerol O-acyltransferase activity
Source: RefSeq, a predicted model, not a curated record